AAACACUGGAUCUCCAACUAGUCUUGAUAUAUCAACUCUAGUUAUAUAAAUAUAGCGUGAUUUAAUGUAAUGAAUUGCGUGUUUAGUUCCGUUUGAUUCAGUAAUUCAGUCGAGUUUAAGUCGUGGCUGCGUGUAGACGUGUUUAAGGAUGAAGAUCAUUUUUUCGUGUCUCCUUUUUGUUUUGCUGGGAUCCGUCUGGGCACGGACGGCGACCAAGCCUCAGGAGAUAAGCGGGCCGAUCACAUCGCUGUCAGAUAAAAACGCCCGUGACAAAGCUAAGGUCCACCCGGCUUUUGCCAAUGUCGGCAGAACAGCCGGUGUGCAAAUAUGGAGAAUACAGAACUUCGAACCAAUACCCGUUGCUCAGAAGGACAUAGGAAAAUUCUACAAAGGAGAUUCAUACAUCAUUUUACGGACGACCUCGGACAAUCGCAACAAUCUGUCAUGGGACAUCCACUACUGGAUCGGUCGGGAGUCGACGCAAGACGAAUCAGGAGCCGCCGCCAUCCUCACCGUCGGCCUGGACGACAAGUUCGGGGGCGCCGCGGUCCAGCACCGAGAGACCAUGGGUCACGAAAGCGCUUUGUUCCUAUCAUAUUUCCAGACACCCUUGAACUAUUUGGAGGGAGGGAAUCCGUCCGGUUUUAACCACGUCGUCACGAACGCGGGAGCCCAGAAACGAAUGUUCCAGGUCAAGGGGAAGCGAGAUGUCCGCGUUAGACAAGUCGAUCCGCAGAUAGCUUCGAUGAACAAAGGCGACGUCUUCGUUCUUGAUCUAGACAACGACAUCUAUGUCUUUGUCGGCGAGAAAGCUAAAAACGUUGAGAAGCUUAAAGCGAUUUCGUUCGCCAAUCAAGUACGGGAUCAGGAUCAUCACGGACGCGGAAGAGUCGAUAUUGUGGACAAGUACUCGAGCGAUGUGGACGUUCAGAAAUUCUUCACGGCUCUUGGUUCAGGAGUUAAGGAUCUGGUGCCGGAUGAGAGCACCGGCGGAGACGACCAGGAGUUCGAAAGGAAUGAAGCUAGCAACGUGAUUCUCUCUGAAGUGUCAGACGCCACGGGAAAGAUCAAAGUGACGCCACUAUCGAAGCCUUUCAAGCAAGAGAACUUGAGUCCACAGAACGCGUAUAUUUUGGACACCAUAUCUGGCAACAUUUACGUUUGGAUCGGGAAGCAGGCUACCGCAAACGAGAAAUCUCAGGCCAUGACGAAAGCUCAGGAAUUGUUGAACGCUAAGAACUAUCCUUCGUGGGUGCAAGUGACCAGAGUUCUACAGAACACGGAGCCUGCAGCAUUCAAGCAGUACUUCUUCACCUGGCGAGACUUCGGAAUGUCUCACUCGCGAGUCAUUUAAAAGCUAAAAGCACGUACGUACUUCCGGAACGCAAGGGAAAAGCUCUAACCUAAAACUAAACUACUUAUAUUUGUGAUAUAAACGAAUAUAUAUGGAUGGUUGAAAGGCUAUAUAUAGUAAAGAUUUAUAGUAAUACCUACUAGUCAAUAUGUACCAAUUUUACUCACUAAAUACUAAAUAUUAAAUACUUACAAUAUUUAUUUUCGUUAUUUUCCAGAAAACAAAGAAAAAGUGCCAUAGGAUUAUCAUUUCUAAUUAUUUUUUAACUCAAUAAAAAUAUAUCGCAAA
Molecule: messenger RNA, 1642 nt
Organism: Bombyx mori (domestic silkworm)
Lineage: Eukaryota; Metazoa; Arthropoda; Insecta; Lepidoptera; Bombycidae
Product: gelsolin
Exons: 12
Coding region: 149-1354 (401 amino acids)
Biological process (GO): barbed-end actin filament capping; actin polymerization or depolymerization; actin filament severing
Cellular component (GO): actin cytoskeleton; cytoplasm
Molecular function (GO): phosphatidylinositol-4,5-bisphosphate binding; actin filament binding
Source: RefSeq, a predicted model, not a curated record